UAUGGAAUGCGCCAAAAUAUUCCUUUCACUUUGACGAAUGCUUAUUUUGUGUCGAUGUGCACUUUGUUGCCAAUUGUAUAAUAAAUGCAUAAGAAAUUGUUUUCGUCCCUUUGUUUGUUAGUUUCUUAUUGCCGGACAAUAGAGCAUUCCUCUUUAAUGUAUUUGCAGUUCUACAUUGAAUGAAGUGAAAAACAGAAAUAAAAAUUUUGGUUUGCCUUCUCCAUUUCUUCAAUCCAAAUAGAUCAAAGGUUGUGGCCUGUUGGGGCUUUCAUCUUUUGGUGCAAAGUCGCAUAAUAAAGAGUAUGGAUGAAAACGGAAACAAUAUCUCAAGGUCAGCAGCAGAAAAUCAUGGUCCUCCUUCAAUAAAGCUAGAGUCAUUUGAGAGUUUUUACAACUACGGAAGAGCAAUCAUGAACACCCCAUCAAGAUUAGUGAACCGGGUCAUGGCUCGGUCCAUGGAUGAAGUGGAGUUAGUUGAGGCAAAGAAACAGAGCCAGCAUGAGAUGAAGAGAACACUAUCUUGGUGGGACCUGAUGUGGUUCGGAAUGGGAAGUGUGAUUGGGUCAGGAAUCUUUGUCCUAACAGGGCUUGAGGUUAAGAACCAUGUGGGCCCCGCUGUUGUGUUGUCCUAUGUUAUCUCUGGCAUUUCAGCCAUGUUGUCUGUCUUAUGCUACACUGAAUUUGCUGUUGAAAUUCCUGUCGCAGGUGGUUCCUUUGCAUACCUGAGAGUAGAGCUUGGCGACUUCAUAUCCUUCAUAGCAGCCGGAAACAUCCUCCUUGAAUAUGUGAUCGGCGGCGCCGCCGUGGCGCGCUCCUGGACAUCUUACUUCGCCACCCUAUGCAACCAAGAUUCCGACAAGUUCCUAAUCCAAGUCAAAACCCUCCCUCACAACUACAACCAGCUCGAUCCUCUCGCCGUUCUCGUCCUCAUCGCCGUCUCCAUCUUCGCAAUCUUGAGCACCAAGGCGUCUUCCCGCUUAAACUACAUCGCCUCCUUCGUCCACGUCAUCGUCAUUCUCUUCAUCAUUGUUGCAGGCUUGACCAAAGCCGAUGCAAAAAAUUAUUCCGAUUUUGCCCCUUUCGGAGCUCGCGGCAUCUUCCAAUCUGCGGCGGUUUUGUUCUUCGCUUACGUGGGAUUCGACGCGGUUUCCACCAUGGCGGAGGAAACGAAGAAUCCUGGAAGGGACAUACCGAUUGGGCUAAUUGGAUCCAUGGUGAUGACCACAUUGAUAUACUGCAUGAUGGCGGUUACACUGUGUCUGAUGCAGAACUAUAGCAAAGUUGAUGAAAACGCUGCGUUUUCCGUUGCGUUUGAAGCGGCGGGGUUGAGAUGGGGAAAGUACAUUGUUGCCCUUGGAGCCUUGAAAGGGAUGACCAGUGUUCUUCUUGUUGGUGCUGUGGGACAAGCAAGGUACCUCACACACAUUGCAAGAUCUCAUUUGUUACCAUCAUGGUUGGCUCGGGUGAAUCGCAGAACCGGGACACCAAUCAAUGCAACAACCAUCAUGCUUUUCGCCACCGCCAUUAUCGCCUUCUUCACAAGCCUCGAUGUCCUCGCAAACCUCCUCUCAAUCUCAACUCUCUUCCUCUUCUCUCUCGUGGCAAUAGCCCUCUUGGUUCGCCGCCACUACGCCCACGGAGCCACGAAGAAAUCCGACGUGGCAAAAUUCUGUGUCUGCAUUAGUCUCAUUGUGGGUUCCUCUGUUGCCUCUGCGGUUUACUGGACUCGCACUGAAGGGUGGUUUGGUUAUGCCGUGACGGUUCCUCUUUGGUUGGUUGGAACAAUGGGGAUUUGGAUCUUGGUUCCCAUUGCAAAGAAGGCAAAGAUUUGGGGCGUUCCAUGGGUUCCAUUGUUGCCAUCAGCUUCUGUUGGAAUCAACAUUUUCCUUCUUGGUUCUUUGGAUGUGGCUUCGUUUAAGAGAUUUGGAUAUUGGACUCUGAUUUUGGUUGUGUAUUACUUGCUUGUGGGAUUGCAUGCUUCUUAUGACAUUGCAAAGCUACGUGAUCAUAAUAAUAAUCAUAAGGAGAAGGAGAACCAAUUGAAUUUGGAUGAAGAAAAUCAAAAUAAUGGUGUUCUAGCAUUGCCACAAAGUAGUGGAAAUUAAACAACGUUGGUGAAAACUCAGGUGCAGUCGACUUCACGUAAAGUUGAUAGUUAAGAGUCAUUAGAUGAAAAUUUAGUUAAAUCAGUCAAAUCAUCUAACAGCUCUUAAUUAUCAAAUUCACGUGAAAUCGACUACACCUGAGUUUUCACCUUAAAUGAAUAAUGUAUGUAAUAAUUUCUUGUUUAUUUUUCACUUUGUAUGUAGGUGGAAAUUCAAGUGCAGUCAAUUUCAAGUGAAGUUGAUAAUUGAAAGUUGUUGGAGAAAAAUUUAAUCAAAUUAGUCAAAUCGUUUAACGACUUUUAACUAUCAACUUUACAUAAAAUUGACUACACUUGAUUUUCACCUUGUAUGUAUUUGCUCUGAAAUACGGACUAGGUUUUGU
This is a messenger RNA of Arachis stenosperma, 2487 nucleotides long. RefSeq names its product cationic amino acid transporter 1-like. Gene Ontology annotation, molecular function: L-glutamate transmembrane transporter activity; L-lysine transmembrane transporter activity. Bases 303 to 2105 code for a protein of 600 amino acids. Gene Ontology annotation, cellular component: plasma membrane. The transcript is spliced from 4 exons. NCBI's taxonomy places the organism in Eukaryota, Viridiplantae, Streptophyta, Magnoliopsida, Fabales, Fabaceae. Gene Ontology annotation, biological process: transmembrane transport; amino acid transport. The record is from RefSeq and is a predicted model, not a curated record.